GCACAGGCAGGGGUGGCACCGCUGACACGCGCACAUCAAUCGCAGGGACGCGCGGAAACAAGAACCGAACCCGAGCCACGACCCUCCGCCGGCAUGGCAUCGACAUCAACGCAGUACGAAAGGCUGAAGAUGGCAGCCGUCGACCAAGGCUUGUUUCUGAUACAGGAAGUGAUCGGACGUUUCAAGCGAGUGGAGAGCAUUCUAGCCAUCGUCGGCCUCUUCUACGUGGGGAAGACCGCCACCGCCGUCAGUUCGCGCCUCAUCGAGGGCAUCCGAGUGUUUGUGCUGUCGCAGUUUCGAUGGCACGACUUGACGCGUUAUGGUCAGUGGGCAGUGGUCACUGGAGGCACAGAUGGCAUUGGAAAGCAGUACGCACGACAGUUGGCGAAGAGGGGCCUGAACAUCAUUUUGAUCAGCAGAAACCUGGAGAAACUUCAAGCUACAGCUCAGGAACUAGAAUUUGACUUCCGCGUGCGAACCCAGAUCAUUCAGGCCGACCUCAGCGAAGGGCGGCACAUCUACCCGGAAAUAGCGAAGCAGUUGGAAGGCAAGGAAAUCGGCAUACUAAUAAACAAUGCUGGAGUGAUGUACGACUCUCCCAGCCUGUUCCUCAAUGUUCCAGAAAAGAAACUUGUAGAAAGUGUCAACAUCAACAUGAUGGCCGUCAUGAUGAUGACGUACAUCGUCAUGCCACAGAUGGUUGAAAGGAAAAAGGGUCUUAUUGUCAACAUCUCGUCUAUUUCGUCAUUCUACCCACUUCCUUUGAUGGCUGUUUACUCUGCUUCAAAGGUGUUUGUCGACUGGUUCUCCAUGGCACUCGACUACGAGUACCGGGACAAAGGCAUUAUCGUGCAGAGCCUGAUCCCUUCGUACAUCUCGACAAAGUUGGUGCGCUUCAGCAACUUUCUGAGCACGCCCAGCAUCAUCGUUCCGGACGCAGAGACAUUUGUCAAGAGCUCUCUGCAGACAGUCGGUAGCAGCAAGAGGACCACUGGCUUCUGGACACAUGGAUUACAGUACUGGACAUAUGAGCACAUGCCGCAGUGGGCAUGGAACUUGACCUCCUGGUACAUGUUCAAGACCAUCGACAACACACCAAAGCCCAAGUCUGCAUGAGCACAUCUCGGUGGCCUAGCUGGCGGCAGCCAACUGCCCACCCUCGUGUGCUAACGAGGUUUACGCUUGCGUCCUAAUGAACCCUACCGGUGACUUUUGUGUGGGACGAUGAAUGGCCGUUUUAACAUCAUGCGGACAGCAGUGGUCGACCACGCAGCUCUGUUUGUUUGGUGCUGGGGAGGAACUCUCACCUGUGGACAAGGAACUGCUUAACUAAGGAAUCAUUUCGCAAUUCUCCUUGCCAACAUUUUGGCAAGGCCUGCUCACCAACUUGCAUUUGACUGCCUAUAACAAGCCUUCAGAGAUUUGCCAGCGUUUUAUUACUGAGAUAUAGCGUUGCUCUGCGGCAGCUCAACCUGCCAAAGCCAACUUGGCAACUUGUGUCAUGGUGACAGGAGUAAGCCAUAAUGAUUCAGGGUUAACGAACGUCUUUGUUUUAUUAUUUCGUUUUUGUAGUGAACAUUAUUUUGAUGACUUAACACUUAUAGCUAGGCCUAUGUGGCAAUUCGUCUCUCAGCUUAUAGCAAGCCUUGCCCAAUGGCGCCAUCCCGAAUUUUGCUUUUGCAAUAUACUGCCAGUACUUGACAAGGCCCAAUCUGCAACUCAUGGUAAGCACAAGCCUUCAGAACGCUGCCACAAUCAAGAGUGUAUAAAGCUGAAGCGGAAAGAUUUCAUGUCUUAUUCCUUGAACGUGAGUGUGAAUAAGCGAAGUGGACAGCCGUGCACAUAAAUAAACGUCACAAUUUUGAACUUU
Rhipicephalus sanguineus (brown dog tick) is the source of this 1870-nucleotide messenger RNA. Its product is annotated as inactive hydroxysteroid dehydrogenase-like protein 1. The record is from RefSeq and is a predicted model, not a curated record. The coding region runs from base 94 to 1116 and encodes 340 amino acids. The transcript has 8 exons. NCBI's taxonomy places the organism in Eukaryota, Metazoa, Arthropoda, Arachnida, Ixodida, Ixodidae.